AUGGGAAAUGUAACGAGUGGUGAAAAUAAUGAAGAUCUGGUGGACAUUCUCAAAAUUUUAGGGUACAUUAAAACAAAAAGAGUCGAACGAAUUUUUCGGGCUGUUGAUAGAGGUGAUUAUGUACUACCAAGUCACAGAAGUGAAGCUUAUAAAGAUUUAUCCUGGAAAAUGGGAAAUAUUCAUCUAUCUGCACCGUGUAUAUACACUAAAGUUAUGGAAGGCUUAUCACUGGAACCAGGAUUAAGUUUUCUCAACAUAGGUUCAGGAACUGGGUAUUUGAGUACAAUGGCAGGAUUAAUUCUAAGUCGUAAUGGUACUAAUCAUGGGAUUGAAUUAAAUAAUGAUUGUAUGGAAUAUGCCUAUGAAAAAUUGGAAGAAUUUAAACAAAAAUCAUUGGCACUUGAUGAGUUUGAUUUUUGCGAACCUGUAUUUAUACAAGGAAACUGCUUAAAAUUGGAAUGUACCCGAAAAUACGAUAGAGUAUAUUGCGGUGCCGCUUGUCCUGAAUCUCAUGAAGCAUUCAUUAAACAAUUCGUUAAAAUUGGCGGAAUUUUGGUGAUGCCAUACAAGGACCACUUACUCCGUAUCGAAAGAGUUGAUACAGAUAGUUGGAAACAUAGAGUCAUGUUACCUGUCUUAUUUGCACCUCUAAUCAUGCCUACAUCUAAUUGUAUUUAUAAUAAUAGUGGUGAUGAUCAUGAUAACACUACUGAUAAAGUCAAUGAUUGUCCCAAUAGUUCACUUCUAUUACCUUUUUCCGAACCUCUAUCACUGCAAGAGUUGUGUCGAUGUGAAAUUCGAUGUCAGCUUCGUAAAAAUAUUUGGGCUGAACACCCGGAAUUAGAAGUUAACUAUCCAAUCACAGGACUCAAUAGAUCAGGACCAAAUGCUUAUCAUCCUAUCACCGCUCAAACUACAUUGCCGAGAUAUGUCAUGCCGUUAUACGAUGAAUCAUCCGAUAACUCUCCUUACAUUACAUUAAAUGAUGACUAUGACGAUGAUGAUGAUGAAGAUGAGGAUGAUGAUAAUGUCGAUAAUAACGAUGAUGAGGAUAAUCUCGAUAAUAAUAAUGAUGAUGAUGAUGAUGAUAAUAAUAAUGAUAACGAUGUCAAUAACAAAGAUAGAAGUUUGAAAAUUCGUCACCGCCGAAAUAGAAAAACGAGAUUAUUUUUCUGUCUUGAACCUUCUCGCUUAGAAAAUGAGCCGAACGAAGAAGAAGAUGAAGAUGAAGGUAAUAAUAAUGAUGAUAAUGAUGAUAAUGAUGAUGAUGAUGAAAUAGAACAAGUAACUUCAUUCAGGGUAUUGAAAAAUGUCUCACCCAAAAAAAGUAUAUUAAAUAUCUUCAACUUCGAUAAGAGUACCAUUAAUAACGACGAUAAUAAUAAAACCAAAGAUCAGAAAUUAUCGGAAAAUGCUUUUCAACCGUCUACUAGUCAGUAUUUAUCACAGGGAUGCUCAAAUAAUGACAAUAACCAAGAAAAUUCAAAUGAUAUUCUCUUCACAUCUGCAAAGGGGUCAUUAGAUUCAUUGCUGUGUUAUUCAAACUCUCAAAUAAAUAGCGAUAGUCAGGCCAACGAAGAAACAAUGGACGUCGAUAAGGAACAACAAGAUUCGACUGAUGAAAAUUUCCAAGUUGCAGAUGGUACUAAAUCUUCCAUACUGAACCCGUCUUCGACGUCAACCAAUAAUAUUAGAAAUGGGAUAACUACUGCUGAUAACAAUGAAGCUAAUUCGAAUACAUCUGGCUAUCAAGAAAUAUUGGACGCUAGUAACGGUAUCGACAAUAACGGUGAUGAUUCAAUGGAAUGCUUAAAUUUAAUGAAAUCGCGACAUCAGCAGAAAAAUAACAAAUGGGGAAUCUCCGAUCAUUUGAAUAGUGCUGAGAACCAUCCAUCGUUAUCAAAGCGGUCAAAGGUUAAUGACAUUGAAAAUAAUGAUGACAAUUCCCGCGAGAACCGGCCACAUCCAAGAGUUUGUGGUUAUAACGUUGAUAUCGAAUCAUUAUCUUCUCAUAUGAAAACAAAAAUAUCUCAAUUACCUUUGCCUGUAUUAUUAAGAUUAUACAUUAAUUAUAACCGUUCUUUAUAA
Molecule: messenger RNA, 2088 nt
Organism: Cotesia congregata
Lineage: Eukaryota; Metazoa; Arthropoda; Insecta; Hymenoptera; Braconidae
Source: the annotation of a GenBank genome assembly